AUGGCUCCUACCUCGAGGCACGCCCAAAACAUGGGGCAGAUCAUCGAGUACAUACCCGACCGGCUAUAUCUCGCCGCCUACGUCAACCCGCCCUCGUCGGACACGCUCUUCCCGACGCCCGAGACGCCCGUCUCGCCGCGGAAGCGCUCCCAGCGCGCCGCCGUCGCUGACCUGCCCACGAGCAGCCGCGUGCCUCCUUGCUACUUCACCGUCGACGACACCCUCCUCUACAAUGCCUUCCACCACGACUUUGGGCCUCUGCACAUUGGCCACCUGUACCGCUUCGCCAUCCGCUUCCACGACAUCCUCGGCGCCAAGGAGAACAAGGACCGGCCGGUCGUCUUCUGGAGCGCCGCCGACCCGAGAAGCCGCGCAAACGCUGCAUGCAUGCUCGCCUGCUACAUGGUUCUGAUCCAGAACUGGCCGCCCCAUCUCGCCCUCGCGCCCAUUGCGCAGGUCGACCCGCCGCUGAUGCCCUUCCGCGACGCCGGCUACAGCCAGGCCGACUACGGCAUCACCGUCCAGGACGUCGUCUACGGCGUCUGGAAGGCCAAGGAGGAAAAGUGCUGCGACCUUGACAACUUUGACCUCGAAAUGUACGAAAAGUUUGAGCGCGUCGAGCACGGCGACUUCAACUGGAUAACGCCGCACUUCCUUGCCUUUGCCUCCCCCCAACACACCCCUGUGGCCAAGAUCACCGAGGGCUCUGAGCUCUUCUCCUCUUUGCCCAGGGAUCUCGCAGCCGUCGACGCCCACCCGACUCUCCCCCAGCCCUUCAAGAACGUCUUGCGGCACUUCUCCGAGAAGAAUAUCGGGCUCGUGGUCCGCCUUAACUCUCCCCUCUACUCCCCCUCGUACUUUGAGGCGCUUGGCAUCCAGCAUCUCGACAUGAUCUUCGACGACGGCACGUGCCCGACGCUGACAACAGUGCGCAAGUUCAUUCGGCUGGCGCACGAGACCAUCACGGUCCGGAAGAAGGGCAUUGCCGUCCACUGCAAGGCCGGGCUGGGCCGCACGGGCUGCCUCAUCGGCGCCUACCUCAUCUACCGCCAUGGCUUCACCGCCGACGAGGUCAUCUCCUUCAUGCGCUUCAUGCGCCCCGGCAUGGUUGUCGGCCCCCAGCAGCACUGGCUGCACCUCAACCAGGGCACCUUUAGGGAGUGGUGGAUCGAGGAGCGGGUCGAGCGCAAGCUGCGCCGUGAGAUGGCCGCGUCCCAGCAGGUCCCCAGCACGCCCAUGCGCGCCAUGCAGAAGUCGGGCAUCCGCAGCAGCCAGCUGUCGACGCCGCCCAACCGCAGCCCGUCGAACCGCACGCCAUUGAGCGAGGUCGAUCACGACCGCAACAACGUGGGCGUCCACGAGGACUACCUCCCUGCGCCGACGCCAGGCCAGCCGCGUAAGACGACGCGCGCCGACCGCCAUCACCCCUACCAGCGGUCCACGUCGCAUCACACCACUGUCGAGGAGGAGACGGGCAUCGAGCACGAGACGGAGAUUGUGACGAUGCACCGUCACUCCCAGGGCGCCGAGUCGGAUGAGGAGAUCCACCUGCGGAUGCGCAGCCAUCGCAAGGCGUCGCAGUCACCGGGCCGGAGCGCCAAGGUGCGGUCCGUCAGCCAGACGACGUCGAGCAUCUACACGGUCGACAACGACUCGUCCCAGGACGCCGAGAACAUUGGGUCGAUGCGGUCCAACAAGGCGGAGCGCGUCGCCAGCACGCCGGGCGUCCUGACUAGGGUCCGCGGUAGCAAGCGUGCGGGCUCCGAGUCGCCGCUGCGGGCCAAGGACUCGGCCGGCAUCCGCAAGACGAGCGGCCGCGUCGGGAGCGCCAGCGUCGCCGCAUCCACGGCCCGGAAGGUGUCUGGGUCGUAG
This is a messenger RNA of Purpureocillium lilacinum, 1872 nucleotides long. RefSeq names its product cell division control protein 14. Lineage: Eukaryota; Fungi; Ascomycota; Sordariomycetes; Hypocreales; Ophiocordycipitaceae. Gene Ontology annotation, molecular function: protein serine/threonine phosphatase activity; protein tyrosine phosphatase activity; protein tyrosine/serine/threonine phosphatase activity. Gene Ontology annotation, cellular component: spindle pole body; cytoplasm; spindle pole. The record is from RefSeq and is a predicted model, not a curated record. Gene Ontology annotation, biological process: regulation of exit from mitosis; microtubule cytoskeleton organization; positive regulation of cytokinesis.